GUUUCUUCCACACAACAACAAAAGGUCCUUCGCGCAAAGCAAUGUCUUAUGUUCGCUUUUUCCCCUGAUUUUGUCGCUGUUGCGUAACGUAGCUUGUGAGUUUUUUAAAACAGUGUUUUUGCUAUAUUUGUUUAAAGCACAAGUGUUCCGUGAUUCCGUUACGUAUUGUGAACAUGAAGCAUUGAACAUUCUAUCAGAAAACCCAGGAUCUUGCUUGAAGGACAAUGAUGUCACUGGAAAGUGAGAACACCAUGCAGGAGAAGAUUUCAAUGGUAUUAUUUGCAUAAUCAAAGGCUGAUUUGCAGAGAGCAUGGCAUCCUCAUGGGAACAUUUUGGGGAGCUUGCAAAUGUGGCCCAGCUAACGGGUAUAGAUGCUGUGAGGUUAAUUGGAAUGAUUGUAAAAGCUGCAAAUACGGCACGGAUGCACAAGAAGAACUGCAGGCAGUUUGCACAGCAUCUGAAAUUGAUAGGGAACUUGCUGGAGCAGCUCAAGAUCUCGGAGCUAAUGAGGUACCCCGAAACACGGGAGCCUUUGGAGCAGCUAGAAGAUGCUCUCAGAAGGUCUUACAUUUUGGUUAAUAGUUGUCAAGACCGCAGCUAUCUUUAUUUGCUGGCCAUGGGAUGGAACAUUGUUUAUCAAUUCAGGAAGGCUCAGAAUGAAAUUGAUAGAUACUUGCGCCUUGUUCCUCUCAUCACUCUAGUCGACAAUGCUCGAGUCAGGGACAGACUUGAAGUUAUUGAAAAGGAUCAAUGUGAGUAUACUUUGGAUGACGAGGAACAAAAAGGGCAGACUGUUAUUAUGAAACCUGAGCCUGACAAAGGAGAUGCUGUGGUGCUGAAGAAAACACUUUCCUGUUCUUACCCCAGCUUUUCUUUCACCGAAGCACUUAAAAAAGAAAAUGAAAAGCUUCAAGUGGAGCUACAACAUUCACAAGCAAAUAUGGAUAUAAAUCAGUAUGAAUUUAUUCAACAUUUAUUGGAUGUGACAGAAGUUGCAGCUCAUUAUCUUCCAGAGAAGUGUUCAUCCGAAAAAAGUCAUAAGACAGUAGGGUACAGCAACUACAGUUACUCUAAUGGCAACAGCGACAAAGCUCAUUCUUCUGAUGAAAAAUAUCACCAAAAAAGUGAUACUCUUUCCAAAUCAAGAUCAUCAGUUUCAGAAAAGGACCGGUUAUCAACUGGAGGUUCAUAUCAUCAGGAAGAUUGGCAUGCUGAUUUACUUGCUUGUUGUUCUGAACCUUCUCUUUGUUUGAAGACAUUUUUCUUUCCUUGUGGGACAUUGUCAAAGAUUGCGACUGUUGCAGCUAACAGGCCAAUAUCUUCUGCAGAAGCAUGUAAUGAAUUGAUGGCAUAUUCAUUAAUUUUAUCUUGCUGUUGCUAUACUUGCUGCAUUAGGAGGAAGCUUCGGAAGAUGUUGAACAUCACGGGGGGCUUUAUUGAUGAUUUUCUUUCUCAUUUGAUGUGUUGCUGCUGUGCCCUUGUGCAAGAAUGGAGAGAAGUGGAUAUCCGUGGGGUUUGUGGUCCUGAGAAGACCAACACAAGACCUCCACCCUCACAGUACAUGGAAUCUUGAUUAACAAAUCGAGG
Molecule: messenger RNA, 1587 nt
Organism: Abrus precatorius (Indian licorice)
Lineage: Eukaryota; Viridiplantae; Streptophyta; Magnoliopsida; Fabales; Fabaceae
Product: protein MID1-COMPLEMENTING ACTIVITY 1
Exons: 9
Coding region: 311-1573 (420 amino acids)
Biological process (GO): cell surface receptor signaling pathway
Source: RefSeq, a predicted model, not a curated record